AUGACCGAGGAGCAGCAGCUUGCUAUUACAGUUGCCCGUUCUCGUCCCCUGGAUGGCCCUCUUCCUCCUGGUUUCGACGUCGAGACCUUGCCCGUCUACCGCGCCCCCAUCUCCCACCCCAACAUGACUGUCAAUCCUCGUUCUGCUGUCUCCAGUUCCGCCCCUGAGCACGAUGGAGCUGUCGGGGAAGCUGUCACUGCUGGUGUCAAUGAUGCUGUUCCCCGAGCUGUCCUCAGUGCUGUGGCCCAUCCCAUCGCGGUCGCUUCCACCCCUGAGACCCAGACCUGCCACUGGGCUACCUGCACCAAGACCUUCUCUGGCUUCAACGCCCCUACUUUCCUCUGUCUGCACCUCACCAACGAGCACGUUGAGCGUCCCGUCAUCGAUCCCAACUGCAAGUGGAUCAAUUGCGCCUACUCCAACAAGACUCGCAGAUUCUUGGUGUCCCACGUCGGGACUCAUGUGCCUGACUACAAGCUCUUGGUGUGCGAUGAGUGCGGCCGCGGCUUCCAGCAGCCCGCUCAUCUCGUCCGCCACCAGGGGACUCAUCGUUGA
This is a messenger RNA of Aureobasidium namibiae CBS 147.97, 555 nucleotides long. RefSeq lists its product as uncharacterized. The coding region runs from base 1 to 555 and encodes 184 amino acids. NCBI's taxonomy places the organism in Eukaryota, Fungi, Ascomycota, Dothideomycetes, Dothideales, Saccotheciaceae. The transcript is spliced from 2 exons. The record is from RefSeq and is a predicted model, not a curated record.